This is a messenger RNA of Antechinus flavipes (yellow-footed antechinus), 2461 nucleotides long. It is a transcript of the gene GNG8, whose product is annotated as G protein subunit gamma 8. The transcript is spliced from 2 exons. Gene Ontology annotation, molecular function: G-protein beta-subunit binding. NCBI's taxonomy places the organism in Eukaryota, Metazoa, Chordata, Mammalia, Dasyuromorphia, Dasyuridae. The record is from RefSeq and is a predicted model, not a curated record. Gene Ontology annotation, biological process: G protein-coupled receptor signaling pathway. Gene Ontology annotation, cellular component: heterotrimeric G-protein complex. The coding region runs from base 1044 to 1256 and encodes 70 amino acids.
UCUUCAUCACUAUCUGCUUAUUUUUCCAUAUCAUUCUCUACCUGUAUCUUCAAUAACUACUUUCCUCCAUUUUCUUGCUUCUUCUGUCUCUUAAUCCCUCUGUCCCCUAUUCCUUCCCCCAUCCCUCUAUUCCCUCAUCUUCUUCUUUUCUUCUAUCACUGUCCUUCAUCUCUUUCACUCCUCUGUCUCUUCAUCUCUCUGGUUGUUCUUGUUUCCCUCCCUCUGUCCUCUCAUUGAGUUUCUAUUUUCCUUCGUCCUUUUGUUCUUUAUCCCUAUAUCCAACCCCCCAUCCCUCCAUCCCUCUGUCCCCAUCCCCAAUUCCUUCCAUUCUUGCCCCUCCACUCUGUCUCUCCAUCCUUCUCUCCCCUGCUCAUUUUCUUGCACCAUUCUCCCUCACCCUUUGGUUUUCCAUUCCGAUUUCCCCCCAAUCAACUCCUAUUUUGUUUCUCUUUUCUUAUCAUUAUCCUUCAAAUCUAUCCCUCUUCCCAUUCUUGUUUCCUCAAUUCUUGUCCCUUGUUUCUCAUUGCUGACACUCUAUCCCUUAGUCCUUCAUCCUUCUCUUCCAACCUCCCUCCUCCCAUCCCUCUGUUCACUCAUGCUUGUUUUUUUCAUCCCUUCAAUGGCCCACUGUUCUCCACCCUGAAUUCUCUACAUUCUGUUCUUCCUCAAUCCUUUCUUUCGAGCCUCUGUUUUUCCGUUCAUGAUCCUUCAUCUCUCUGUCUUAUCCAUCUGUCCCUCCGUGCCUGCUUUCUCUAAUCCCCAGCCCCCAUCCCUUUUCCAUUCCUUAUUCCUGACCCUUUAUUCUUGUGCAUAUUCCUAUGUUCUCUCAUGACUCUUUUCUUCCAUUUUGUCUCUUUUCUUUCUGUUUCCCACCCCUGUCUCUGUCCACUUUUAUUUCCUGUGUCUCUAUCCUCCAUCCCUCUCUUUCAUUUUAAUUUCCCUCCAUUUCUCUGACCCCUUCCUUCUAAUUCCUCCCAGUUUUCCAUUCCCUGUCCCUUUGUCGCUAGGGCAUCUGUGGGAGCAUUAACCACUUCCUUCCAACAAUGUCCAACAACAUGGCCAAGAUUGCCGAGGCCCGCAAGACGGUGGAGCAGCUGAAGUUGGAGGUCAACAUCGAACGUAUGAAGGUGUCCAAAGCUGCGGCCGAGCUGCUGGCCUUCUGCGAGGCGCACGUGAAGGAGGACCCCCUGGUGACCCCGCUGCCCGCGGCCGAGAAUCCCUUCCGCGAGAAACGACUCUUCUGCGUCCUUCUCUGAGCCCCCCGGCCCUCAAAAAGCAGAAAUAAAAUGAGUGGCUAAAGCAUCUCCUGUCCUGGUGGGGCAACUGAGGCACGGGAGUGGGCGGUUCCCCUGCCCUUCCGGGGAGGAAGUGCCGGGGGAGGGGCGCCUUCCUCCUCCCUCCGCCCCCUCUCCUCCACCGCCCCCGCCCCCUCCUCCCGUGGGCAGUCCCGCCCCACUGCCGGCUCCUGAACGCUCCCGGAAGCCAAGGCCGUGUCCGGGCCCAUCUCCCGGCAGGCAAAGCCGCCUCGUCCGGGCGGGCGACGCGCCCCUCCUUGUCCCCAGCGGGCUCUGAGCGAGCCCCUGCAUGGCCCCCCCAAAUCCCCUCCCCAAGCUGGGCCCUCCCAGGUACUGCUCAUCCAGGCCUGAGACAGCCCCCUCCCCUCGGCGCCUGUCGGCCAACCGGCGCAGCGAUGGGCGCCCUGGGGGAGCAGGGGAUGGAGGCUCAGGCUGCGGUCACGGGAGGGGGAGACUGCAGGGAGCCCCCACUCCUCCCUCCACCCGCGUAGAUGGCCAGGGGAGGCGGAGGGAAGCGGACGAGGCGGAGGAGGAGGGGACAGGUCGUUGCUCAGUUAUUAACAAUUAGAUUAGGGUCCCCGGGGUCCCCUCCUUCCUGCCGGGAGGACAGCGGAGCUGUAAUUAUAUCUCUGCAGCCCCUCCCGCCGCCGGCUCCCGGCCCAGCUUGCAUCAUGUCUGCUGGAGUCCCCGGGGAAACGCGACCGAGGCAGCAGUCUGUGGGGGCUGGGCUGCGGGGGGAGGGGCGAGGGAGUGGGCUGCCGGGGUGGAAAAAGGGAAAGGAGCAGCUGGGGGCGGCUGGAACCUGGGAAUUCCAGAACCCUAGAACCCCGGAAGCACCGAGUCCCGGGUUCUUAGCCAAGUCCCCUUGGCCCAGGUUAAGACCCAAAGAAGGGGAAAGGUAGAACAGACUCAUCUGUGAGGUGGGAAAUUGGGGGAAAGGGGCUGUAAGGUUACGGGGUGGGGGGAGGGGCAAGGGGCCAGCGAUGCAGGGAGGUCUGGACCCAAAUUCCAGUUCUGAGGUGAGGCUAGGUGGGGAGACUUGGGUAAGUGCAUUCCAGACUUAGGGCCUCAACAUCCCCAACUAUACAAUGGGUGUGUGUGUGAGAGAGUAAGAGGGAGGAAGGAAAGGACAGAAAGAGAGAGACGGAGGGAGGGAGAGAGGGAAA